AUGGGAGCAUUGCCGUGGCUGCUCCUCCUCUUGCUGUCCCAGGAAGCUGAAGGGUACUCUGGAGAUGGUGUGGAUCCUGAGGAAGUGGUUGGGAUCCUUCAUGAGUCCAUCAGCCUCCCCCUGGAAAUGCCAUUUAAUGAGGAGGUUGAGAACAUCAUCUGGUCCUCCCACAUAAGUCUUGCCAUUGUGGUGCCAGAGAAAGAGGGACGUCCGGCUACCAUCACGGUGACUGACUCUCGCUAUGAGGGCCGAGUAAACUUCCUGGAGCCCACCUACUCCCUCCACAUCCAAAAUCUGAGCUGGGAGGACUCAGGAUCUUACCAAGCUCAAGUCAACCUGAGGACGUCCCAGGUCUCCACCAUGCAGCAGUACAAUCUACGCAUCUAUCGACGUCUGUCACAGCCUCACAUGACAGUGAACUUUGAGAUCCCUGGGGAAGAAGGCACCUGUAAUAUGUCCCUGAUAUGCUCUGUGGAGAAUGCGGGCUUGGACGUGACCUACACCUGGAUAUCCUGGGAAGACAGCGCUGAUACAGCCCAUGAAGGCUCCAUCCUCAGAAUGUUCUGGAGGCCUGGGGACAAGGUUGCCUCUUACACCUGCAGGGCCAGCAACCCUGUCAGCAACAUCACUUCCCGUCCCAUCCAAGCUGGGUCCUUCUGUGCAGAUCCUGGCGACACUUUGGAGAAGGCCUCCACUUCCUUCUGUCUUCUGGCCAAGGGACUGCUCAUCCCCUUGCUUUUUGGAACACUGGCCGUGGGCUUCUGGUUCAUCCGAGUCCAUACAAGAGGCAAAGUGCCGAGAAUGAAGAAACUCAAGAGAAACAGAAUGAGAUUGAGAAAGAAGGGGCAGCCUGGCCCCAGCCUGAACUGA
This is a messenger RNA of Rangifer tarandus platyrhynchus (Svalbard reindeer), 870 nucleotides long. NCBI's taxonomy places the organism in Eukaryota, Metazoa, Chordata, Mammalia, Artiodactyla, Cervidae. The record is from the annotation of a GenBank genome assembly.